GGAAGAUCACGUUUCUGGAGCUGGCACCAGGUGCCCCCUGGGCUACUUUCCAUGUGGCAAUAUCACAAAGUGUUUGCCCCAGCAGCUGCACUGCAAUGGUGAGGAUGACUGCGGCAAUCGGGCUGACGAAGACAACUGUGAGGACAACAACGGAUGGUCUCUGCAAUUUGAUAAACACUAUACAAAGGACAAAUACAAUAAACUGAAAUCUCUGUAUGCAUUUCAGACAAAGACACCUGAGUGCUUGGCUGGUGAUGUGCCAGCAGAGUGUACCUGCCAAGGCCUGGAGGUUUUCUGUGAUGCUGCCAAACUACGUGCUGUCCCAUCAGUCUCUUCAAACAUAACCAUAAUGUCUCUUCAGAGGAAUCUGCUAAGGAAACUUUCUGCUGAUGUUUUCAAGAAAUACCAAGAUCUUAAAAAUCUGUAUCUUCAGAAUAAUAAAAUCAGAGUCAUAUCUGAACGUGCUUUCAAAGGUUUAUACAACUUGACAAAACUAUACCUGAGCAACAACAAGAUAACAAAUUUGGAGCCUUUUGUCUUUGCAGACCUUCACAGGCUUGAAUGGCUGAUAAUUGAAAACAACAGGAUAAAUCGGAUCUAUCCAUUAACAUUCUAUGGACUCAAAUCCCUCAUUCUUCUAGAGAUGAUGAAUAAUUCUCUUGCUCGUUUACCUGAUAAACCUCUGUGCCAAUACAUGCCAAGAUUAAACUGGCUAGACCUUGAAGGCAACCAUAUCCAUCAUGUGAAAAAUGCCACUUUCAUGUCCUGCAGCACUCUAACUGUACUGGUGAUGAGACGAAAUAAAAUCAGCUCCAUAAAUGAAAACAGCUUUUCUUCUCUCCAGAUGUUAGAUGAAUUAGAUUUGGCUAGCAACAAGAUUGAAUCACUUCCUCCAUAUAUAUUUAAGGAACUAAAGGAGCUUUCACAACUGAACCUUUCUUACAACCCCAUCAAGAAAAUACAAAUAGACCAGUUUGAUUUUCUAAUUAAACUCAAAUCCCUCUUGGAGGGCAUUGAAAUUGCAAACAUCCAGAGGAGAAUGUUCAGUCCCCUGAGAAACCUUUCCCACAUAUAUUUUAAGAAAUUCCAGUACUGUGGGUAUGCUCCUCACGUGCGCAGCUGCAAACCCAACACUGAUGGGAUCUCCUCCCUCGAGAAUCUUUUAGCUAGCAUCAUACAGAGAGUGUUUGUCUGGGUUGUAUCUGCCAUUACCUGCUUCGGAAACAUUUUUGUUAUCUGCAUGAGGCCUUACAUCAGAUCGGAGAACAAGCUGCAUGCCAUCUCCAUAAUGUCUCUCUGCUGUGCUGACUGUCUGAUGGGAAUAUAUUUAUUUGUGAUUGGAGCUUUUGAUCUUAAAUAUCGUGGAGAAUACAACAAGCACGCUCAGUUGUGGAUGGACAGUGUUCACUGUCAGUUGGUUGGAUCGCUGGCUAUUCUGUCUACAGAGGUGUCAGUCUUACUGUUGACUUAUCUGACUUUGGAAAAAUACAUCUGCAUAGUUUAUCCUUUUAGGUGUUUGAAGCCCAGAAAAGGCAGGACAAUUUCCAUUUUGGUUCUUAUCUGGAUAAUUGGGUUUGCUGUUGCUUUUAUCCCACUGAGCAAUAAGGAAUUUUUCAGGAACUACUAUGGCACCAAUGGCGUCUGUUUUCCUCUUCACUCAGAACAAUCAGAAAGUUCAGGAAGUCAGAUUUAUUCUGUUGUGAUUUUCUUAGGUGUAAACUUGGCAGCUUUUGUCAUCAUUGUGUUUUCCUAUGGGAGUAUGUUCUACAGUGUUCACCAGACAGCUAUUAUGGCUACUGAAAUUCGGAAUCAUAUUAAAAAAGAGAUGAUCCUUGCUAAACGUUUUUUCUUCAUUGUAUUUACUGAUGCACUAUGUUGGAUACCUAUUUUUAUUUUGAAACUCCUUUCUUUACUUCGAGUAGAAAUACCAGGUACCAUAACUUCUUGGGUGGUGAUUUUUAUACUGCCAAUAAAUAGUGCUUUGAAUCCUCUUCUCUACACUUUGACUACACGACCUUUCAAAGAAAUGAUUCAUCAGGUUUGGUACAACUACAGACAGAGAAGAUCCAAAAGAGGUAAAAGCAGCCAGAAACCAUACGGUCCAUCAUUCAUUUGGGUAGAGAUGUGGCCAAUGCACGAAAUCACGCCAAAGGUUACGAAGCCUGUGCUUUGUACAGACUCUUCUGAUGCUUCAGUGACUACACAGUCAACAAGACUAAAUUCAUACACGUAA
This is a messenger RNA of Pyrgilauda ruficollis (rufous-necked snowfinch), 2233 nucleotides long. RefSeq names its product relaxin family peptide receptor 1 (gene RXFP1). Gene Ontology annotation, molecular function: G protein-coupled receptor activity; protein binding. NCBI's taxonomy places the organism in Eukaryota, Metazoa, Chordata, Aves, Passeriformes, Passeridae. Gene Ontology annotation, cellular component: membrane. The record is from RefSeq and is a predicted model, not a curated record. Gene Ontology annotation, biological process: G protein-coupled receptor signaling pathway. The transcript is spliced from 17 exons. The coding region runs from base 350 to 2233 and encodes 627 amino acids.